AUGGAACGUCUGAAGAAGGAGAGAAAGCAGUAUCGAACAGCAGCCACUAAAACGCUGAAUGAAGCUGACCACGAGAUGCAGCAAACGCCGCCGAGUCACGAACGUCUUGUCAGCCUUCAUCGGCAGCUACAAGAGAUACAAGUACGUCUACGCGAAAUCGACAAUCAGAUAAAGCCAUUGCUGGCCGACGAAGAGUUUGACAGGGAAAUCGAAACGAUGAUACAGUAUGACUCGGAAAUUACGGAUGCUGUUGCGCGACUCGACUACAGAAUCAACGAUCGCCAAGCUAGUAAUACAGGCGUAGCAGACAACAGGACAACAUUAGCUGCACCUCGUUCAGCGUCCGAUCGACAACCAAGGGUGAAGUUGCCAAAGUUCGAGCUACCAAAGUUCGACGGCUCCUUGGACAAGUGGCUUCCAUUUUGGACCGCGUAUGAGCUAGCCGUGCACGAUAACAGCUCACUGACCACGAAGGAGGAAUUCUGCUACUUUUCCUCACUUCUGACCGGGAAUGCUGCAGCAGUCGUUAAGGGCCUCAACCUGCAAGAGGACUGCUACUCCGAUACAGUCCAGUUACUUCGCAGUGAGUUUGGCUUCAAAGAGAGAAUGAUACAGCACCAUAUCAACAGGCUGACCGACAUGCCGUUGGUGAAGACGCAGCGUGACUAUGGAAGCUUGAGGCGAAUGCAUAACGAAAUUCAGACGAGCAUCAGAAGCCUCAACGCAAUUGGACUGACCGUCGAUUCGUAA
This is a messenger RNA of Ornithodoros turicata, 750 nucleotides long. RefSeq lists its product as uncharacterized. The record is from RefSeq and is a predicted model, not a curated record. Lineage: Eukaryota; Metazoa; Arthropoda; Arachnida; Ixodida; Argasidae. The coding region runs from base 1 to 750 and encodes 249 amino acids. The transcript has a single exon.